AUGUCGUCGACUGUGCUCCUGGGCUUGUUCUUGACAAGCAACCUCGUCUCUGCCGCGACUGUGCGUACAUCUACGCCGGUGCUGGGGUGGAACACGUACAACUACUACAAUUGCUAUCCCAAUGAGACUAUCGUCCGGAACAAUGCCCUCGGCUUGGUUAACCUGGGUUUCGACAAGGCUGGCUACACUUACCUGACUGUAGACUGCGGUUGGAACGCCAACUACCGCGACUCAUCGGGCCAGUUGGUGUGGAACCCAAGUAUUUUCCCAGCCGGCGGCGCGGCACUUGGUGAAUACAUUCAUGGCCUUGGUCUGAAAUUCGGCGUAUAUUCCGGCGGCGGCAUCUUGCAGUGUGGUUCGACUGAUCAGCCUGCUUCCAAGGGCCACGAGACGACAGACGCCAAUUCGUUCACAGCAUGGGGUGCAGAUUCUCUCAAGUACGAUAACUGCUUCGCCAACUCGACGACGGACCCGGCAGACUACAACGACCCCGUCACACAGGAUCCUACGAAAUUCCGUGUCAUGAAGGAUGCUCUUGAUGCCACGUCUCGUGCCAUUGUAUACCAAAUCUGCCAGUGGGGUGUUGGUACUGAUAUAGGAACCUGGGCUUCUGAGCUCGGAAAUUCGUGGAGGAUUAGCAACGAUAUCUACAAUGCCUGGCGGAGCAUUUGGCGCAUUACAAACCAGGUCGUACCAUACUACAAGCACACCGGCGUCGGAAAGUACGCCGACAUGGACAUGCUGAUUGUCGGCCUGAACGCGCUCUCACUCGAGGAGGAGAAAUUCCAUUUCGGAAUGUGGGCCAUCAACAAGUCCCCUCUCAUCAUCGGGGCGCCCAUGGACACCAAGCUGGCCCCCACGGCCUCGCUAGACCUCCUCAAGAAUGCCGAGGUCCUCGCCCUGAACCAAGACCCUCUGGGAAAGCAGGCCCAGCUCGUCCGCCGGUACACAACCGAGCAGUACGACGUCUGGGUGGGCGAGCUCUCCGGGUCGCGCAAGGUGCUGGGCCUGGCCAACUGGAACAACGCCAGCCAGAGCGUCACUGUCAGCCUCCCUGCCGACCUGGGAAUCGCCUCCGCCACCGGCCGGGACGUCUGGGCGGCCAAGGACCUCGGCACCCUCAGCAGCUCGUACACGACCACACUUGCCGGCCACGAGCUGCGCCUCAUCGUCCUCUCCAACAUCGCCAACGCAACCUCUGGCAUCCAGACCUCGUCUGGCUACUACACAGCCGCCACGGGCUCUUCCCGCUCCGGGGCCGCCACGGUCGUCGCCUGCCCCUCCGGCCAGUGUCUCCCAGCCGGCAGCAAGGUCGGCAACAUCGGACAGGGCCAGGGCGCGGCCGCGGUGACCUUCGCCAACGUCACGGCCAAGUCCGCCGGGAAGAAGCUCCUAGGCGUGGACUUUGUCAACUACGACGCCGCACUGGGGUCGGCGUGGGGCCUGGGGGACAACACUCGCAACAUGACGAUUGCCGUCAACAAGGCGGCCGCGAGCGGGACGCGCUUUGCCUUUCCGCUCUCGGGCGGUGACUGGUACGACUCUGGGCGGCUGUAUGUCUACGUUGAUGGGUUCCAGGCCGGCAGCUCGAACCAGGUGGUAUUCACUGCUUCGGGGACUGCGCAGACCUGGGCGCCGGACUUGGUUGGGUUUGAGGUCUAUGAGAUUGCUUGA
This is a messenger RNA of Diaporthe batatas, 1674 nucleotides long. RefSeq lists its product as uncharacterized. Gene Ontology annotation, molecular function: hydrolase activity, hydrolyzing O-glycosyl compounds. NCBI's taxonomy places the organism in Eukaryota, Fungi, Ascomycota, Sordariomycetes, Diaporthales, Diaporthaceae. The transcript is spliced from 4 exons. The record is from RefSeq and is a predicted model, not a curated record. Bases 1 to 1674 code for a protein of 557 amino acids. Gene Ontology annotation, biological process: carbohydrate metabolic process.